GUCAGUCGCGCGAGGGCCUUCGACGUGUGGAGGUGCUUUCCCCGCGCUUCGCGUGCGUAACACCGCCGUUCUCUCUCUCUCCCCCCCGGCUCUCGCUUCCCCCGAACCCGCGCGACGCAUCACUGCCACUAGUAUAGUAGUACAAUACUGCCGGAGUUUGAGAGUGCCGACGCAACACGCGCCCGUGUGUGUGUACUGUAUCGCGCGCGCGCGCGAUCGCGAUUCGAUCGUCCGUCGUGAAGUUGCAGCCGACGGCUCGCAAGCUCGCCGUUUUUCGGCACUUGACGUGCCACUUCGCGACACGUCGCGAGCUCGGACGUUUCGGACGCGAGUGCGCUCGUACGUGCGAGUGCUCAAUCUCUCAAAGUGUUCAUUCGCGCGGUGUCUCUCUCUCUCUCUCUAUCCGUCGUCUCGCGUGUGCUUAAACGCUUUAUACACACGCGCACGUACACUGCCGGAAGCGCGCGUUCGAGCGACCCGACGAGAAUGUCGUUGGGGACUAUGAGGCGUCGCUGAACGUCUCUUAACGUCGCGUCGGGGGAGGAAAGAGGAAGGGUGUGCAGAGCAGCAGGACGAGGACGAGAGAAGAACGGAGAGGCGGGAGGAGGAGAAGUGCACACUUUAUCGGAGCGUAUCGGAAAGAAGAGAGGCGACCUGUGUUCGACGAGUCGCCGCCGAGUCGCGCGUCGAGAUUUAAACCGCCGCCGCCGCCGUCGCUACCGCUGGGCGAUUUAAAUGGGCGGUGAAAGCAUUCCAGCAGGUGCUAUGGGUAGAUCCAGGUUUUCCACGGGCCUGCGAGGUUCACCUACGUCUCGGCUUGAUGCUGAAGGUCCACGCUGACUUCGACGCAGCCUUAAAGCACCUGACCCUCGCCCUGAUCGAUGCCACCACACCUGCCUCUUUUUCCAAGCUCGAGAUUAAGUUCCACAUUGCUCAUCUGUAUGAAAUACAAGGCAAAUAUAGGUUGGCAAAAGAACAUUACGAGAGUCUACUAGAUGAAAAGCCUCUACCCGAGCAAUUGGGAGCUGACAUUUACCGUCAACUAGGAUGGAUGUUCCACGUGGUUGACUCUACAGUGUUAGGUGUGAGCAGACAGUUUAAGCAAUCAGCAGCUUUGGGCUGUUUGUACAAAUCUAUUCAGUCGGAGCCCUCGAGCGGACAGAGUCUUUAUCUUCUGGGACGAUGUCUAGCUGCAAGUGGAAAAGUACAUGAUGCAUUCCUUGCAUAUAGAAAUUCCGUCGAAAAAUCGGAAGGAAAUGCUGACACGUGGUGCAGUAUAGGGGUUCUCUACCAGCAGCAGAAUCAGCCUAUGGAUGCAUUGCAAGCAUACAUUUGUGCGGUGCAACUGGACAAAUCACACUCGGCUGCUUGGACCAAUCUGGGCAUACUGUACGAAAGCGUUAGCCAACCGAAAGACGCUCUGGCCUGUUACGUCAACGCAGCCAGAGGAAAUACCAACACAGCAAAUUGCACAGGCCCACUGGUGGGUCUUGGCGGCGUCAAGUCCGGUGGCAACAACCCGAUGAACCCGUCCCUUCAACAGCGCAUCAAUUUUCUGCAGAGUCAUCUAAGUCAAGCACCAAUGCCUUCCGUCGCUACCAAGAGGCGGCAAUUGCCGUCGAUCGAAGAGGCUUGGAAUCUACCGAUAAGCGCAGAGAUGUCUAGUCGGCAACAGCAGCAACAGCAACAACCUGGUGGACCCUCGUACAACAAGUAUGGUGUCACACCGACUGGUCCGCCACCACCUUAUCCUCAAACUCAAGGACAGCCUGCCAAACGAUUUAAAAAUGAUGAUACAAUAUCGGCGCCACAGCAACGGCCACCAAUAUUCAUGUCGUCACAGCAGCUGCAAAUGCUGCACUUCCUACAGCAGAAUUCAAACAAUCUGACAGCGCAGCAACAGACUCUUCUCGUGCAACUGCAGCAACAGUACCGCGCAAUGCAACAACAUCAGCAACAGAUCAGAUUGCAACAGCAGCAGGCGGCUCAGCGAGGCCUCAGACCGGGCCAGCCGGGUUAUCCCGCUGCUUAUACUGGCCAGACUCUUGGUCAAUCAUCGGGGGUUAUCAAGAAUUACGGAAUCCCGCAGCAACCGUUGCAACAAGGAGGUACCGUCGCUUUGCAAACCGGGUUCUCCGACAGCAAUAUCGGAUACAAUACAGCGGCGACCGGAAACACCACGCAGACACCAGGAAUGCCUUACAAAUCCGCCUCCGAUCCCACUUAUCCGCCUCAGAGGCCACAAAUUGCUGGCAGCGCCCAAUACGGGGGCCAAUUUCAGCAACAGGCAAACCAGUUCGUCGCACAGGGAUACAACACGCAGUCGUCAACAACUAGUGGGUAUCCGGAAAGUUCUGCAGCGGCUGCAGCGGCGAACAAGGACAACCUGGGCGUAACGGAUCAGGAAUUACAGGAGCUUUUGUCAGAGAAAGGUAUCAUAGCUACAUCGCUGGCGGAGGAUAUACUUAAGCACUUCGGUUCCGAAGAUCUCGAUACUGUCGUCAAAGAAGAACCAUCUGCCGGCGGUGCAGUCAUGAACGACAAUGGCACGCUGAGUUCUGGUCCAUUUUCGCCGUCGAAUCUCGAGGAGACUGCAGCGACGGAGGGCAAAGCGAAGAAGGCGGAGAAGCUAGAGGAAGCGUCCCAAUUGACACAGUCGAAAUCCACUACGGAAGCGAUGACUGCAGCCAUGACGACGAUCGCGACGACAACGGUGACGACAGUGGCCGACACAACAACGGUAAAAUCCGAGGCGACGACGGCCACGACGACGACGACCACGACGACGACCACGACGACGAGUAGACAAGACGUAUCGACGGCCAACAUCUCCAAAGCGGAACCGAUGGCGAACCUAAAACUCGAGUCGCUGUGUGAGUCACAGCCGGAGCAAGAAUUAAGCAUCGAUAUGGACGCUCGAACAAUCAUAGAGGCGUGCAAAGGUCAAGGAUUGAAAGGUGUGCCGAACUGUUCGAUACUAAGCGAUCGUUCGCCACCACCUGCGCCGCCGGAUCCGCCUAGUCAACGCCUAACGAAGGAGCAACUGCUGCCACCCACUCCGAGCGUCUAUCUGGAGAAUAAAAAGGACGCGUUCGGCCCUCAGCUGCAGGAAUUCUGUUUGAAGCAUCCUAUCGCGGUGAUACGCGGACUUGCAGCCGCGCUUAAGCUCGAUUUGGGUCUGUUCUCGACGAAAACUCUGGUCGAGGCAAAUCCGGACCACAGUGUUGAGGUGCGAUCGCAGAUACAGCAGACCAGCGAGGAGAACUGGGACCCGACUCUUAACAAGAAGGUUUGGAACUGCAUCAGUCAUCGCAGCCACACUACGAUAGCUAAAUACGCCCAGUACCAGGCGUCGAGCUUUCAGGAGAGCUUGAAAGAGGAGAAAGCUCAGGGCGUGCACGCGUCCAAUUUAUCCGACUCGGAUUCGAAAGACAGCACGGGUCAAACAGUCAGACGAAAGAAGAAUACCUUUGGUCUGACUGGUCGACCAGGUGCCAAAAUGUUACGCUUUGGUACCAAUGUCGAUUUAUCAGACGAACGGAAGUGGAAGCCGCAAUUGCAAGAAUUGAUGAAGUUACCAGCGUUUGCUAGGGUGAUAUCGGCCGGUAAUAUGCUCAGUCACGUGGGUCACGUGAUCUUGGGGAUGAAUACCGUUCAGUUAUACAUGAAGGUACCCGGCAGCAGAACGCCUGGUCACCAAGAGAACAACAAUUUCUGUUCCAUCAACAUUAACAUCGGACCGGGCGACUGCGAGUGGUUCGCCGUGCCGGACGCUUACUGGGGCGUCAUAUGCUCGCUUUGCGAGCGUAACGGCAUCGGUUAUCUUCACGGUAGCUGGUGGCCGAAUCUAGAUGAUUUGUACGAGGAGAACAUCCCGGUAUACAGGUUCCAUCAGCGUCCGGGUGAUCUUGUCUGGGUGAAUGCUGGCUGUGUACACUGGGUGCAGGCAGUCGGUUGGUGUAACAACAUCGCGUGGAACGUUGGCCCGCUCACCGCCAGGCAGUAUCAGCUCGCGAUCGAGCGUUAUGAAUGGAACAAGUUGCAGUCAUUUAAAUCGAUCGUGCCGAUGGUGCACCUCUCGUGGAACUUGGCUCGCAAUAUUAAAGUAUCCGAUCCGCGACUAUUCGAACUCAUUAAAAACUGCCUGCUCAGGACGAUGCGGCAAUACUGUCUCAUAUUGGAGUUUGUGAAAAGCAAAGGCGUAGAAGUACGCUUCCACGGUCGUGGUAAAAAUGAAGCUUCACAUUACUGCGGCCAAUGCGAGAUUGAAGUGUUCAACAUUUUGUUCAUCCGUGAACAAGAGAAGCGUCAUGUUGUGCAUUGCAUGGAUUGCGCACGCAAACAAUCUCCUUCAUUGGAGGGAUUCGUCUGUCUUGAGGAGUACCGUAUGCGUGACCUAAUGGACGUCUACGACGGAUUCACUUUGUACACAUCGCAAGCUGCCGCCACUUCCACCGCGUCAUCAUCAUCAGCACUAUCUACGUCGUCGCAGGUGCAAGGCAGCGGCCAUUCCUCCUGAGGUUACAUGCAGCACAGAUAUUUGGACUUCCUGGGAACGUUGCAACAGCAAUAGAGGCAACCGUCGUUACCGUCCGGGUAGUUUGAAUUCUGUGUUGUUACUUUUGACAAUGAGAAACGAGAAGACACUUUUUACGAUAAGCAUUAUUAUCCAUGUACCUGAGAGCUACUCGAAGAGGGCCGGGACCGGCUCCUUGAGAGCUCCUUUUAUAGGCGGUUUGUCCGUAAACGUACCGAGUGAAACGUGUAAAACGUGUGAUACAGUAGUAAACUUUCUCAACGAAUAUUUUCGCAAAUUUUCGCAAAUAGGGAUAUUCGCUGAGCUGAUUUAAUAAACUACAUUGAUUGACAUCUGGUAAAUUUUAGGAAACAAGUUUUUUCGGAAAUUGCUGAUAGAGUACUUGUGCCAUACUUAGCACAAUUAAGUAAAAGUGCAAGUAAAACACUUUCUAUGAUGCCCUACAAUCUGCGUCCCUUUUCUUUCCGCGAAAACGAAAACUCAUCCAGGCAUCAGUCGAUCAGACGUUUUACACGUUUUAUUCCGUAUGUCGCGUGCGUACUUCUAUCUCAAUUGGUGUGUGGUAGUUUUUAUUGUGUAUUAUAUACUAUAAUACACCUGGACUGUUCAUCAGUAGGGACGUGAUUAUUGUGACAGAGCCUCGUGAGCCGGUCCCGAAGGAGAGAGAGGGACUAGAAAGAAGGGGAGUCCUCGGUGGUCACGAGGAUCGAUUCGCGUUGUCUGCGGCUCGCUCGCUCGUUAGUUAGCGCCGUUUUUCCUUUUGUACAAAUCUAGUUCGCUUAAAAAGAGAGGAAUCGCCACCUGAACAUUCUUUCUGUAAAUACACAACGGUGACCGCGAUUUUCUUAACAUAGCUCUCGGGUAUUGGCUAGAUAGAGAAAGACUGUUUUCAACUGUCAGGAGACAUAAUAGCGUGAUAAUCAGCCCGCAGCCAUCGUCAUGCGACUAUUCCCGUUUUGACGUUUCGGAUAAUUGAUGUGAUCAGGUUGUCCUCGUCAUUAUUGUUAUUGUAAUUCAUAAUUGCGUGACUCGUGAUUAUAAUAUCGAGAUUAAUGAAUAUCGCAUCGUGAAAUGUUUUAUUUGAUCGCGAAAUUGGAAUUUUAUGUCUGAAUUUCGUUUCUCGUCUUUAUUUUUUUUUGUGAUUAAUUCUGUAUAAAAGACUAUUGACGCGGUAACGUUACUCACUGCCACUUACGAAGAUAUGCAGAUAGCAAGGGAGACUCGUCCUUUUACUGUACGUAUUAAUGAUUGCACGAGGACGAACGACCGCCCAUCGUUAACUAAUCGUUAUUAGAAAAAUAUAAAGGCACACUACUGCCCUACGUGGAACUGCUCAAAUCAUUUGUAUUAUACAUUUUUCUAUUUGAAUCGAAUCGAGAUUAAGUGGAAAUUAAAUGAAAAUUAGCGAGGGUGUGUUGCUAGAGAGUAGAAUAAUCUCUACUGCCAAUUGUACACGUCUCCCAUUCAAUGAGACGUGACGUUUAACUCUCGAGUACAGAUGUGUGGCUUUUAGCGAGAUGCCGAUACGCUUCAUCUCUAGAAAUCCGAUAAUUUUUAUUGGUUGGUGUAUUGUAAAAAUUUAGUAAAAAAAAGUAAUGAACGUGUAUAUAUCAAUGAAGGCUAGAGAAUGGAGGCUAGAGAUCUAAUGAUCCAAGGAUCUAAUGAAAGAGAUCGAGAUGUAAACAUGAUCUGAAAGAAAGUACAUGUCUGUACUUUUGGGUUGAGCGUAUCUGAAAUUUUCUCUAUUCACUUUGUCGCGUUAUGUUCUAUCUUGUAUCAUUUUGUGUUUAUGCAAUUUUAUAUGUAAAUGUGUUUACGUACAAAGAUAUUGUCGCGCGAACGAAAUUUAUGCAGUCUCGGUUAGCGAUUCGCGUGGGUGUAGACGUUACACGCAGGGCGAUGACGCGUGGCAUGAAACGAGGGAGCGAGAAGUAAAAAUUCUGGAUAGAGCGAGAUAGGGAAGAUAAAUGGAACGCGGAAAAUGGGAGAUGCGAGAGCUUCUGUUCAUCAGGUAAAUUGUAUUUUAAGAGAACAAAUGUACCUUCACUCACAGUCUCGUCAAUUGAUCACGGCGUUCGUAGCCGCCACUACGUGCCAGAGCGCUUAUGUACCGCCAUCCUAUACGUUAACGCGAUUCGAGGAAAUCGAGGAUUAAAGGUGGCAUCCAUUCGUCUCGUACCAGACAAGUGCAAAACAAACAAAUCAGUGAAGGCAGGACGCUCAUCUUUCUUUCCCGCUGACCGAGUCGAAUCUUGACGUCAAUAGCGAAAACUUGUUAAUUCUUUUUUCACUAAUGUAAGUAGCACCGAAGUACAUCAUCAUUGUAUUUGAUAAUGAAGUUAAUAGAAUGCCAAAAAAUAAUUUAGAAAGAAAAGUACAUUCCUGUUACAAAUUGUCAAUAUCGUGUACUAUAUGACAGUCUCAACAAAUCUGGAGCAGAAAAGAAUUCGUUUCUCACUUCUGACAUGAUUGGUGAACGCGGUGAGAAGUCGAUACACAUAGUAAUUUUCUCAUUCAGUGGAUGGAUCCACCUUCAAUCCUCAACACGUCGAUCCCUGUUAACGAAUCACGCGAGGGGGAAAAAAAUUUACUUCCGCGAGCAUGUUGCAAGAAGGGGGGCGGAAGAAGGAAAAAAAAGUAGUUAGCUCUUUGCGUCACAAGAAAGGAUCAUCCGCAGAAGUGAUGUAUUUUUGAAUAUCUAGAAGCGCUAGUUCCACCGAAUCAGUAGUUUCGACGAGUUAAACGAGAGGAGAAUUUUCUACGUUGCUGUGCACCACACGAGUCGUAAAUGCUUUGAUGAAUUCGCUAAACUGAUGCGUCAAAGACGCCUUGUGUCUCAUAAUUUAACGCUUCGCCUAGACACCGAUGUGCGCCUUAACCGACUUUGAAAAUAUUUUGCAAAUGACAAGCCGCACAGAAGCCGCUCGAAAAACUUUCAAAGAAUCCCGAUCGAUCGCAAAAGGCAUUAAAAACGGAAUUUCAUAACAAAGACAGUUGAAGAAAUCGAGAAAAUAAGAGAGAUGCUUUCAUCCUCCCUUAAUAUUCUUCAAACUUUAGCUUUCGUAAAGGAUUUCUGCAAUUGCCACGAUAUUGUGUGCAUUUCUCAUAGACGUACAUUUUGUUGAAAUUGACUGUCAGUUAUUAUCGCACGUCGGUUCUAGCGAAUAUCAAGAAGUGCUUACAACUGGUGUACACAAUAACGACGACCACACACGGGACGCUUCCGGACGAAAUGUAGGAAAAAUAUAAUAAUCCACUACGAGCCCGCGAUACGGAAAUCCAUGGUAGAACACCUUUGUUAGAGAGAGGGAGGAAAAGGGGGGUAGUAAAACAGCUCUGUUUCUCUUGUACGUUUUAAAUCAUACAAAUAAAUACAUGCACACAGACACAUAUACACAUCCACACAAAGCACGCAAUAUGAUCUCAACGCUUUGCACGACGCCGGCGGAAAGAGGAAAGUGAUAUCAAUUGUAUUGUUGCGUAUUAUUGCUCCGCCGGCAGCCGCAAGUUCCGAACUGACUCGACAUCUUUCGCGCGAUUAAUGCUAAUCCGUAAAAUUAUAUAUAUACAUAUUAUAAAUAAAUAUAUAUAUAUAAUGUAAAGGAUAAGGAUUUAGAUAAAUUCACAGGGAGGCUCGCAAACUUCUCUUCUUCUGAUUAAAGAAGCGAGACCGGAGAAACACGUGUUCGUGUCCGCGCGACAUAAUUGCGCCUCGUGUGCGCGUUUGUUCGAUAUUUUCGAUAUUAUAAAUUAACGCGCGGAAAUUGGGGUGAACGUCGCGACGCAUGCUACUCCCUCUCAUCGCCACGACUUGGCGAUCCGCUCUCUUCGAUUGCAACCCUUACAAAAAUUCACACCGGACUUAGAAUUUUCUGGAUUUAGUUUUGUCCUCUUGCGUGAAGAAGAGUAAGACGAUAUUCGGGAGAAGAGAAUUCAAGCCAGUGUACAAACCAAUUUAAGCGUUCGCAAUAAGCGCACCGUGUACACACACUUAGCAAACAUACGUACAUAACUGACACAACACACACAUAAAUUAACGCUGACGAUCUUUAAUUGUCCAUGGACCAUAAUGCGACUUUUGAGUAAAAAAAAUCGUGAGACUGGCUCCUGAAAAGCGGGUAUUUCUUCUCGGGGAAAGUUUCGUCCAUGGAGGAUUAAAUCGGUCUGGAAGAACA
Ooceraea biroi (clonal raider ant) is the source of this 8712-nucleotide messenger RNA. It is a transcript of the gene Utx, whose product is annotated as Utx histone demethylase. The record is from RefSeq and is a predicted model, not a curated record. Gene Ontology annotation, molecular function: RNA polymerase II cis-regulatory region sequence-specific DNA binding; chromatin DNA binding; protein binding. Gene Ontology annotation, cellular component: MLL3/4 complex. Gene Ontology annotation, biological process: regulation of gene expression. Lineage: Eukaryota; Metazoa; Arthropoda; Insecta; Hymenoptera; Formicidae.